This is a messenger RNA of Prorocentrum cordatum, 336 nucleotides long. NCBI's taxonomy places the organism in Eukaryota, Dinophyceae, Prorocentrales, Prorocentraceae. The record is from the annotation of a GenBank genome assembly.
AUGUGUGCUUCCGCGGCUCUGGACAUUGAGGCUCGGCGGUUCGUCGCCCGCGAAAUCAUCAACGACGCCCCGUUGGCGACGCGCCACGGCAGGCUGAGCAAGGUGAUGGUUUCCGGGCGGCACUGCGCGCCUGUGCUCCGAGACGAGCAGGGCCCGCACAUCCUGGAUCUCGAAGCGGCCCUCCGCAGAGCAGGGCGGGCGGUGCCGCCGCGCCGCUCGGGGUCGCCGCCGCCGCAGGCGCCUGCCACCGCGCGCCGCCCGGCGGCUGCCCCGCCGACGAGGCGCCGCCCGAGCGCCGCCGCGAAGGCGGCGCCGCCGGCCUCGCCAGCACCCUGA